CCGCGCAGUCGUUCGCCUUCAGAGCAGCGCUGUAUCCCAUGACAAGACAUGUAGCUAAGACCCAGCUUCCCAGCCAUCGAGCCACUCCCGCCAUCCUCCGGCAGAGGCCUCGUCUGAACUCUCUGAAAAUGGAAACGAACCCAAAGGAGCUCCGACUCGAGCUCACUCUCGGCGAGCUCUGCAAGACCCUGGUCGGGACCUGUACGUCCGGUACCCUCUGCACAACCCUCCCGGUCCGAGAAGAUUUCGACGGGCUCCACAGGUUCGGCCCACAGUCCCAGGCCACCGUAGAGAAGUGGGAGAAGUACGGGAAGGAGUAUCCAUUCGGAACGCUGGUGAGCUACUUGUUGAACGAAGAAGGGCAGCCGUACAUGCUGCUGGCCAACAACGCGGCGCACACUCGCAACAUCAUGGCGAAUCCCAAGACGGCGCUGUACGUGCAGAACCCGCAGAGCCCGGGACAGAAGGGAGCGCGUGUGACGCUGGUGGGAGAGAUUGAGAAGAUCUCCAACCCGCAGGAGCUGAAGGACUGCAAGGAGUUCUACGCCGACAGAUUCCCGGACCAGGCCGAACCUCUCGAGGACGAUCGAUUCUCUCGCUACUUCACCAUGUAUAAGCUGAUCAUCAAGGACAUCUACUACGUGUCUGGCUUCGGAGUGACAACCUGCUGGGUCAACCCUGAGGAGUUUUCAAAGGCGCAGGCCGAUCCUCUUGCGCCUUUUUCUCAGGAGCUGCUGGACGAGUGGAAUAGGAAGAGACAAUCUGAGUACCAGGCCCUUGCCGCGGCUUUCUUCGGCUCCGAGCUCGACCUGGACGAUGUUGACAGCCCUCGCAUCACGCAGCUUGACAGGUUUGGCUUCGACUUUCGUUUUCGUUUCCCCAGAAAGGAUGGACAGCAUGACGGGCAGUACGACAUUCGCGAGUAUCGCAUCGGCUUCCGUAACCACGCCAUGUCGAAGGAGGAGGCUCAAAGCGCCAUGUUCAAGAUUUUGCAGGAGGCGUGGGAGAAGAUCAACGGAUACGAUGACGAGUGGGGUGAUUUGGAUAACCCCCCAAUGAUCCUAAAGAGAGCAACCGACCUUGAGGUUGCGCAACAAUCGAGCAAACCCAUGACGGUAACGGGAGCGCAACGGGACUAGAGAGGCGGGCUUGUUAAAAUCCACACCAUUUCUUAUAAACCAAAAUAUCCUCAC
Guillardia theta CCMP2712 is the source of this 1193-nucleotide messenger RNA. RefSeq lists its product as hypothetical. The coding region runs from base 39 to 1139 and encodes 366 amino acids. The transcript is spliced from 16 exons. Lineage: Eukaryota; Cryptophyceae; Pyrenomonadales; Geminigeraceae. The record is from RefSeq and is a predicted model, not a curated record.